Messenger RNA from Cydia splendana, 2885 nucleotides. RefSeq names its product transcription factor Sp3-like. NCBI's taxonomy places the organism in Eukaryota, Metazoa, Arthropoda, Insecta, Lepidoptera, Tortricidae. Gene Ontology annotation, biological process: regulation of transcription by RNA polymerase II. The coding region runs from base 623 to 2794 and encodes 723 amino acids. The transcript is spliced from 17 exons. Gene Ontology annotation, molecular function: DNA-binding transcription factor activity, RNA polymerase II-specific; RNA polymerase II cis-regulatory region sequence-specific DNA binding. The record is from RefSeq and is a predicted model, not a curated record.
ACGUGGAGUCAUGUGAACAAAGACUUGCAAAUGCAACAGAGUACCUCGUGUACCCUUAUCGUUUGUUUACAGACCACGUCUCGUUACCAGACACGGCUGGCGCGCCAAGCGGCACGACAUGUGUGCAUUUUUUGCCCGCCCAAGGAGGCCGCGGGCGCGAGGUUAUACACCCAUUAUUACGUCCUUCCUACUUUCAAUUAUUAUUAUCGGGCGGCGGCGCCGCACCCGCGACGGGGAGGAGGAGAGAGGCGCAGCUGCUGCCUACCAAUAAUCGAGACCUGUCCUCGAUAGAAAGGGACAGAGAUAACGACCGACAAGCACAAAAUAAGACUUAUACUUGAUUUUAAUGCCCAGUGAAACUUUUCAGGUAUCAAAUUGUAAGUAAAUAUAAUUAUUGGUGAGUUUCGGCAACUUUCAUACCCUCAAGAAGAAACGUCAUCCCUGAAAAACAUUUAAAACUGAAAUAAAUCCGACCGCGAUAGGAGGCGGAUCUCCGAAGUUUGCCGAGCGGUUUCGCCUAUGCUCGUCAGUACGCUCGCCGCAUUUUGGCGGCCGGUCGUGAGGAUGGUGCGUUCCGUUCGCGAACAAAGAAAAAUAUUAUUUUGCAAGUGUCAAGUGGAUAAUGUCGUCUGAGCCUACUAAAGUGGAGGUGGAAUACAUAAACGAGGAUAAAACAGGCAAGGAGGGAAGCGGCCCACAGUCGCCCCUAGCGCUGCUGGCAGCCACGUGCAGCCGUCUCGGCGCCAACAUGGGGCCAGAACAGGAACAGAAGGAGCAACAACAUUUCAGCCCACAACAACAAACGCAACAACAACAAGCCCAACAACAGGCUCAACAGGCGCAGCAGCAAGCCCAACAACAGGCACAACAGGCGCAGCAGCAAGCCCAACAACAGGCUCAACAGGCCCAACAACAAGCGCAGCAACAAGCGCAGCAGCAACAGCAGCAGUUGAUACAGCAACAGGUGCAGAGCGAAGCUGCCACUCUUGCAGCAAUCCAGCAGCAAUACCUACAGCAGCAACCGCAGCUGCGAGUCAUCAGCUCCGCCGUCGUGCAGCAGCUUCGUGCUCAGGGGCUCUCUGGAAAUGAAUUAUCGGCGGCCAUCGCGAACGCGGCGAAUACCGUCCCCAAUGGCAUUCAAGUUCAACAACCUCAGGUUAUAUCAAUGCAGCAGCUACAGUCUCUGCUUGGCGGUGGAGUGGUUUCGAACGGCGAGGGCGCCACCUACCAGAACACUCCGCAACAGUUGCUGCAGAUACAUCCACAGCUAUUACAGCAACAAGGCGGCGUGUACGGCGGCUGCCUGGUGGGCGGCGGCGUGCAGCCCAUGCAGGCCGUCACCGUCGACGGCCAGGACGCGCUCUUCAUACCCGCGCAGCACUCGCAGAACUUCUCCGGCAUGGGCCAAGUGAGCCUCGUGAACGGGCAGCUCGUGAGGACGCCGGUGCUGCCCGCCGGCUUCCUGCAGAACGUCAUGCACCUGCCCACGGAGCAACAGGCCACCGUGACGAUACCGGGCACUAACAUAUCGAUACCGUUAUCCGCGCUCGGCAACCAAAUGAUAUCGAUACCCGGCGCCAACCUAGUGCAGGGCUUAUCGAUACCGACUAGUCAGGUGCCGACCAGCCAGACCAUAUCGAUACCGUGUAGCGCGCCAGACAAGAAAGAGAAGGAGGGCAGUCCGCAGCAGCAAGGUGGCGGGGUAGCGGUCCGCGGCGGCGUGGGCGGCGUGGGCAUGGGCAUGGUGCCGGUGCAGGUGCCGGUGAGCGUGGCCAACGGGCACACCGUGUACCAGACCGUGCACCUGCCCGUGCACGCGCCGCAGCAUCUGCAGAUCAUACCGCAGCUGCAACAAAUGCAAGCGCAGCCGCAAGUAGCGAACGUGCUCACGCCAUCGGGACAGAUUCAGCAGAUUCAAAUCGCGUCGCUGGCCAAUGUUCAGCAGCAAAACGGAGCAACACAAGCCACCGCCAGUGCCGGGCAAACGCCAGGAACCAUAACGCUACAGAUGCCAACGUUGGGCGUGGGCGGCAUCGGCGGAGCUGUGCAGCUAGUCCCAGCGCUGGGCUUGCCCGGCGUGCAAAUCGCACAGUUACCCCAGGCUCAGCCUCAACCGCAGCCUGUCAUUGGCCAGCAAAUCCAACAAGACCCCAACGAGCCGGGCAAGUGGCAGAUAGUCACAGUUGGCAACAAUAGCAACAACAGUAACAACAGCAACAGCGGCAACACUUCGGGUACCGAGUGUGAGAAUGGGAAGCAGAGAGCGGCCAGUCCCAGUGGCAAGAGGAUGAUGAAGCGGGUUGCCUGUACAUGUCCCAACUGUGAUCAAGGAGAGAACCGGCUAGUAGACCGCAAGAAGCAACACGUAUGCCACAUAGCGGGCUGCAACAAGGUGUACGGCAAGACUUCACAUCUACGCGCUCACCUCCGCUGGCACACCGGCGAGCGGCCCUUCCUCUGCAAUUGGCUCUUCUGUGGAAAGAGGUUCACACGGUCAGACGAAUUACAACGGCAUAGACGGACGCACACCGGCGAAAAACGCUUCGAGUGCCCCGAGUGCAGCAAGCGGUUCAUGCGCUCUGACCACCUCGCCAAGCAUGUCCGCAUACAUACCAAGAAUCGCAUCACGGAGGUAGCCACCUCAACGCAAUCCAUGUACUCGGACUCCGGCGACGACAGUUGCGACGAGAAGAUGAUGCUCACCAUAGAAACCAUCCAUCCCGAGGGUGAAGACGAUAAGCAGCUGGUCAUGAUCCGGCCUGCAGGCAAGAUAGAACCCGACCACGACAGCUAGGACGAGCACAGCGACGGGUAGGCGUCGCUGAGUGAAUAGGAAAGUAAGAUAGAAUGAGAUGGUCAGUUUUGGAGGCUGGUACCUCCAUGGA